Messenger RNA from Bufo bufo (common toad), 1251 nucleotides. It is a transcript of the gene ELP5, whose product is annotated as elongator acetyltransferase complex subunit 5. Gene Ontology annotation, cellular component: elongator holoenzyme complex; cytosol; nucleus. The record is from RefSeq and is a predicted model, not a curated record. NCBI's taxonomy places the organism in Eukaryota, Metazoa, Chordata, Amphibia, Anura, Bufonidae. Gene Ontology annotation, biological process: tRNA wobble uridine modification. The coding region runs from base 275 to 1141 and encodes 288 amino acids. Gene Ontology annotation, molecular function: tRNA binding. The transcript is spliced from 8 exons.
GGAGUCAGGGAAAUCUCCCGGAACACCCGUCUACUGCCCCCUAUGGGUGACCUGCUCGUCAAAAGCGGCGAAUACCUGACUCCUCCCCGUACGGUCUCUACGCCAGCUCCCUGACUCCUCCCACAUCUUCCUCAUCACAUGAUCACUCCCUAGUAUAUCUCCUCCAGCUACCUGACUCUUGUAACACGUGACAGAGGUCACGUGGUGACGCCACCAUCACAGCCAUAUUGGUACACCCACGCAGGUCCUGGUGGAGGUGUGAUGCUCUGUAGGAAUGUUAGAAGAAGUGAGAGGUCGAGGGGCCCACGGGCUCCUCAUAAUGACAGACAGUGCCUUCCAUUCUGGCCUCAGAUUACUGUACAGCUUCAUCAUGGCCGCACUUCAGAGGGCGGAGUUGGUCCACGUUUUCGGCUAUGAGGUUCCAGAAGAAGAAUUUCGGGCCGGCUUAUCUCCAGAGCUGUCAUCCAGCCUCACCUUUCAUGAUGGAUUCUCGGACCCCCUGCACUGGGAGACGAGCGUUCCCUCACUCACUCUGCAGCACUUCUCUGCGCAGGGCGUACUGGAGCGGGUGGGCUGUCCACGCGGCCCGCUGACCGUUGUCUUCCACUCCCUAAGCUGGAUUCUGUUGCGUUGUCCGCUCCCCUAUGUCUGUCACCAGCUGCGAGAAUUGUCCGGCCUGCAGAGCGAGCACGGUGACACGUGUGUCGUGGCGCUGCUCCAUGCAGACCUCCAUGAACCUGGUGUGCUACGCUCUGUAUGUCUCCUCGCGGACACAGUCAUCGCCCUGAGCGACCAGGGAGAAAAAGCCUCCGUCCUCCAGCGCAGACGGAGCGGCAAAGUGGUGACCUGUAUGGAGACUUUCAGGGUACACGACGACUUCUCUCUAGAGACAAUUCUUGAGACGGACGAAGAACCAGAGAACAGCGCUCCGGUGGAUCCUACUGUGAACCUGACGUUUAAUCUGCGUCUCUCCGGAACCGAACGAGAACGAAAAGAGUCUGCAACCCUGCCGUAUACAUUCACUGACAGCAAGAAAAUGUGUCUCCUCGGAGCCUCCAGUGGAUCCGCUAAGAUUUUCUAUGACGCGGAGCCGGCGGACGAUGUAGAUGAGGAGGACCCUGAUGAUGACCUGGAUGUCUGAGCUCCUCUGUAGCCUGUACCUCUGUGAAUAAAGGACCCAUACUGACCCCCGGUAUCUGAUAUGUGGGGGGGGGGCAGAUAUCACAUAAUCAGAGACUACAGCUCUUUCCA